AUGGUGGAAACCUUGGAUGGAGAGGAGAUCUGUGGGCGGUUCUCAUGGAUAUAUGGUACUCCGUAUUGUGCUGAGAAGAUCAAAUUUUGGGAAGCUAUUGAUGAUUGGGAUCGCAAAGACCAGAUUCCUUGGGUUGUUUGUGGUGAUAUGAAUGAAGUUGCAUGGAGUCAUAAGAAAGAAGGUGGAGCCCCUUAG
Molecule: messenger RNA, 195 nt
Organism: Prunus armeniaca (apricot)
Lineage: Eukaryota; Viridiplantae; Streptophyta; Magnoliopsida; Rosales; Rosaceae
Source: the annotation of a GenBank genome assembly